Messenger RNA from Sarcophilus harrisii (Tasmanian devil), 4227 nucleotides. RefSeq names its product synaptotagmin 4 (gene SYT4). The transcript is spliced from 4 exons. NCBI's taxonomy places the organism in Eukaryota, Metazoa, Chordata, Mammalia, Dasyuromorphia, Dasyuridae. The coding region runs from base 448 to 1728 and encodes 426 amino acids. Gene Ontology annotation, molecular function: calcium ion binding; phosphatidylserine binding; calcium-dependent phospholipid binding. The record is from RefSeq and is a predicted model, not a curated record. Gene Ontology annotation, cellular component: synapse; membrane; axon. Gene Ontology annotation, biological process: calcium-ion regulated exocytosis; vesicle fusion; regulation of dopamine secretion.
UCCUGUAGCAGAGCAGUUAAAAUAAUUGAUGAGUGUGUGUUGAAUUGCCUGGAAAGGCUGGAGCAAGAAAAGGAAAGGGGGUGCAAGGAAACUAGAAGGGAAAAGGGAAAGGGAGGAGGGCAGGUGCUGAUUUCAGCCCUGUAGCGUCAGGAUUGCGUCAAUUUGGGUUUCAACCACGUCUACAGUCUAAGAGCGGAGCUACUCAGAAAAGCUAAAACAGGAACGGGGGUGGCAGAUCACAGUGUGAGGGAGAGCUGAGCUCCCUCUCUGCUUCCUCAUUCCCCCACCCCCACCUUGCUCCCGCUAGAAGGUCUCCUGGGCUUCAUAUUGGUGCUUGCAUCAGGAAGGAAAAUCCAGCUUCUUGGUUCUAAGAGGAAAACAGCCGCUUUCAUAGUGAGGCAAACCAAGGAUUGUUAUUCAGUACCUCGGACAGAGCACGCAGCAAACAUGGCUCCUAUCACCUCAAGCAGAGAGGAAUUUGAUGAAAUUCCUACUGUGGUGGGGAUCUUCAGUGCAUUUGGUCUGGUGUUCACAGUAUCUCUGUUUGCUUGGAUCUGCUGUCAGAGAAAAUCAUCCAAGACUAACAAGACUCCUCCCUAUAAAUUUGUGCAUGUGCUCAAGGGAGUUGACAUUUAUCCAGAAAACCUUAACAGUAAGAAGAAAUUUGGAGCAGAUGAAAAAAAUGAAGCAAAAAAUAAAACAGUUGUGCCAAAGACCUCACUACAUCUUGACCUUGAGAAGAGAGACCUCAAUGGCAAUUUCCCCAAAACAAACUCCAAAGCUGUCAGCCCUUCUGAUCUUGAGAACUUAACUUCUAAAUCCUUCUCCGAAAGGGAACACAAAGAGUCUACUUCCCCAGACAGCUUGAAGUCUAGUUCAUCCUUAUGUUCUGUAGAGAAACAGGAUAAACUUGGCACCCUCUUCUUUUCCUUAGAGUACAACUUUGAGAAAAAAGCAUUCAUAGUGAACAUCAAAGAAGCUCGUGGCCUGCCAGCCAUGGAUGAACAAUCAAUGACUUCUGAUCCCUAUAUCAAAAUGACAAUUCUUCCUGAGAAGAAGCACAAAGUAAAAACUCGAGUCUUAAGAAAGACCUUAGACCCAGCUUUUGAUGAAACCUUCACUUUCUAUGGGAUCCCAUAUAGCCAAAUACAAGAUUUGAUCCUUCAUUUCAUCAUCUUGAGUUUUGACAGAUUUUCAAGAGAUGAUAUCAUUGGAGAAGUCCUUAUUCCCCUCUCAGGCAUUGAAUUGGCUGAUGGAAGAAUGUUAAUGAACAGAGAGAUCAUCAAAAGAAAUGUUAGGAAGUCUUCAGGACGAGGUGAACUACUGAUCUCUCUUUGCUACCAGUCCACAACCAACACUCUCACUGUGGUAGUUCUAAAAGCUCGACACCUACCUAAAGCAGAUGUUUCUGGAUUAUCAGAUCCUUAUGUCAAAGUUAAUCUUUAUCAUGCAAAAAAGAGAAUCUCCAAGAAGAAAACACAUGUGAAGAAAUGCACCCCUAAUGCAGUAUUCAAUGAAUUGUUUGUCUUUGACAUUCCUUGUGAAGGUCUUGAGGAGAUCAGUGUAGAAUUCCUGGUUUUGGAUUCUGACAGGGGAUCAAGGAAUGAAGUCAUUGGGCGAUUAGUCCUUGGUGCAUCAGCAGAAGGAACAGGUGGAGAGCAUUGGAAGGAGAUAUGUGAAUAUCCUAGGAGACAAAUUGCCAAGUGGCAUAUGCUUUGUGAUGGUUAGCAUCCUACCAGUGAAUUGGAACUUAAUGAUUUUCCAGAGGCAAAGAAUCAUUUUCUUUCUUUGUUAAUGUGAUUGCAAGCUUUUGACAGAAAGAUACAAUUUUUGUUAACACUAGUUUGAAUUAGCAGAUCAGGAGCCAAUUGUAAAAUUUUAUCAUUCAUUUUAUUUUCCUUCAUUAGAGAAAUUUGAUACAAUUUCAUAAGAGAUUCAAUUUCCCUGGAGUGGUAGAUGUUGUCAAAAUGCAAAUUUCAGUAAGAACAUUCAAGUCUUUCAUAAAUAUAUCAUUACUUUCCUAGCUGGUAGUUGUGGUUUUGAAAGUGAAGAUUUCCUCUACAUAUGUCAGUAGAUUUCAUUCUCUCUCUUGAGACAUUAAUGUUUAAUAUAUGUCUCUGUGAGUUCUCUUGUGAAAAUGCAUUCAUUUUUCUAAAAGUUGGAAUAAUUCAUUAUUUGAUCAAUCCAAAGACUUUCAAGAAAUAUUUACAAGUUUGAUUUAUCAUUUGUGUCAUGUAUAAAUAGUUGGUUUUGUAUAAAAUUGUGUAUACACAUUUAUUCGUACUUUGAAACUACUAGAUAUCAUUUUUUUCUCACAAAGAAAUUACCUGACAUACAUUCUAAAAACUAGUUAAUAAACUUAAGCACUUAGUUUUGGAAAAGGGCUCAAGUGGGAUCCUGUUUUAUUUGUCUUGUCCUUUUAUUUAAAAAAAAAAGUUAUAUGAGAGUAUCUUAGACUGAAAAGAUGUUAACCAUAAAAGGGACAUUGAAAGACAUUUUGUUCAAGGCCUUCAUUUUACAGAUAAAGAAAUUAAAGUUCAGAGUUGGCCAAUUGCUUCCUCAAGAUAACAAUAUAUAAUGCCAUGUAAAAAACUCCUAUUAAAUUUUCUACCAUUUUGUCAAAGGAACAUACACACACACACACACACACACACACACACACACACAUAUCCUUAUUUCACUUUGUUAUAUCAUUAUUUAAAGCAAGAAAUAAAAUGUUGAUGCUUAGCUAGAAAUCCAACUGGGAAAAUUUUACCCUAAAACUUGUUGGAAAAUCUAGGUUUUGAGCAGUAUAUAUAUAGUCAUUUUUUUUCUGAAUUAAAAGAUGGCAGUAAUGACUAAUUCUUCAAUUAGCUAUUUAAUUUGUUUUUAAAUCAAUGCCAAUGAACAACUAUUUAAUUAUAAAGGCAAAUUGAAAUUGCAAGAAUCUGUUGGUUGCCAUAUGGGAAAAAAAAAAAGAUUUCUUCCCUGAAGCCAAAAACAGAAGAAGAAAAAUUAUACUUAAAAAUAGAAAUAAAGUAAAAUUCCUUAAUCUUAUGGAAAUAUAUUUCCAUUAAAGUCAGAUAUUUUUAGCCCAUUCCACUAGCAUAGAUCUAAUGUAAAAUUUACUAUUCGUUCUUGAUUAAGUUGUCCUAGCAGUGUUGUGUGCAAAUUAUUGUGUCCUAUAUCACUUUUCAGUGUUUGGAUUUUGGAGGCCACUUUAGUACUACAGGAAAUCAAUGCAAAACUUUUCACUUGGAAACAAUUUUCUUUGGUCACUGCAUGUGGAUUUCAAUGAGAGAAAUAAAGUUAGAAAUUAAAUGCAGUUGGAAUAUGAAAUAUGCAAAUAAGAAAUAAAUAUCACUGAAAGAAUUACAUUUUCAAUCUUUCAGGUUUUGUGUCAGUACUCUAUCAGUUUUUGAAACUGUGUUUGAUACCAUGGGUAUUUAUAAAAUUUUAUGAAAUUGCAUUUUUCAAACAACUUACAUAUGCUUUUUAUGACAGUGCUCAAUGUAAAGUAAAUGUAUUACAUUCUGUAUGUAUAAAGACCUGGAAUCAACUGUUUUUUUUUUUUUGUUUGAAAAUAAUUAUAUUUGUUCUAAUGCCCCUACUAUCUUCACCUCACCACAAUAUCCUCUUAAAGCAUCAAGUUCCAUAUAAAAUUCUUGUGAAAGUAUCAUCAAGGAAGACAGAUUUAUGGAAGUAUAGAAUCCCCAAGCUAAAAGAGAUCUAAUUCAACUAUUUCAUUUUUACAGAAAUUAAGGUUCCAAGAGGUUAAAUAAUUUAUCUAAGGUCAUAUGGCAAGUUAGUGACAGAACUGAGACUUGAAUCCAGUUCUCCUGAUUUUCAAGUAUAAUGCUCUUUAUUUUCCCUCUACUGUACCUAGGGCCUAUCUGAAGCUAUAGGUUCUAUUUUGGGGAAAUGGAAAUUGCUUUGUAUUUUGAUAUUUUUUAGCUUUCUGAGCUAUAUGUCUUUUUAAUUUGAAUCUUCAUAAAGACAUUAAGUGAGAAGUUGGUCUGAUGUAUCCCCUUCUGGAAGCCUGAGCAUUAAUGUUAUUAUCAGCUAAAGAACGACUGUUGAUAUUGGAGGGAGGUAGUAAGAAUAUGUUUUUAAAAAUGAGGGGAAAGCUUUUUAUUAUGAUAGGAAUUUGUAAAUAGAAUUAUUUUUUUUAAUUUGAAGCCUUCUUGAGUGUGAAAAGUUGAGUAAAACUGACUUGCACCUCUUCUGAAGAAAAAGCAAACAUAUAUA